Symsagittifera roscoffensis is the source of this 7926-nucleotide messenger RNA. RefSeq names its product transient receptor potential cation channel subfamily M member-like 2. Gene Ontology annotation, biological process: calcium ion transmembrane transport. Gene Ontology annotation, molecular function: ligand-gated calcium channel activity. NCBI's taxonomy places the organism in Eukaryota, Metazoa, Xenacoelomorpha, Acoela, Convolutidae. Bases 2813 to 7702 code for a protein of 1629 amino acids. The record is from RefSeq and is a predicted model, not a curated record. Gene Ontology annotation, cellular component: plasma membrane. The transcript has 8 exons.
UUUUAUCGGCUUAAUACAUUUCGGCCUAAUUACUAUCAACCCAGUGGCCUCCUGUUGCGUCGUUACGUCCGAAAAAAAAUUUUUUGCGCGUUUCUGUGCAUUGACCGGAAAAGGGACGACAUUUUUUUUAUGUUCAGAAUUUUUCUGAAUUUCUUUUCGACAUGAAGGGUUUCUGCUCAGGUUUUUUCGUCUUUGUUACCGCUUGGUAAUAAUAAGUUCAAAUCCAAUCAACCAGCCUGCUCUUCUGGCAUAGAGGUAAAACAACUGCUUGAUGUGGUAAAAUAACAGCUUUUUUGCAAACUAGACUUUUUGUGCUUACCGUGCUUGAGACGUCAAAAACAGGGAGAUCGAUUCCAUUUGAAACUUGUUUUUCUUGAAUUUGUAAUUUCUUCUCCAGCUUGUAACACCUUGGGUACUGUGGGCACUGGUAAGCGUUUGGUUCAUUUCCAGGGUGAAUAUAUUCCUCUACAGCCGCCUCUAAUUCUACAGCCUGCAACCUUCGGUCUUUCGGUUUUCCUUCUUUCAACUUUCUUUCUACUUUUGUUGAAUUAAAUAAUGCCGUCGAAUUUGUUUCUCGGAUUUUUUUUUCUGAAAUCAUACUUAAUAUUGAUUCAAAAAUAUGAAAUUUUUGUAAAUAUAGUUUUUAACGCGUAUUUUUGCCAACUUGCUGCCUCCCUUUUACUUUUUAAUUUGUGUUUCCACAUUUCUACGUUUGAGUUGAAACUUUGAUUUUGUUUUUUUUUUUUCGCUUAAAGGUUGAUUCGGUCCUGUGGUUUCAUGUUUUAUCUUAUCAGCUCAGUGUCCUAAAUAUGAAUUGUUGGAAAGAAAAGUUGGUUUCAUCCUUCCGUGUUUCCGGGAGGUUUUAAAAAUCUAUCGCUCAAAAAUUUCUUGGCUUCUUUUUUGUUUUCAGUUCAACUGGCGUCUGGGUAAAGAUUUUAAGAUAAAUGUUAAAAGAAGCACCAAUAGGAAGGUUUUCAAUCGAAGUUUUGAGGUGGAAUUUUUUUGCGAUAGUUCUCUGCGAAGUUUGUAUCGACUUAUUUUGUUUGCGUGCAUUGGACAAUUUUUUACUGACUAUUCGUGUUUCAGGGUUGUAAACUGACCAAGUUGGAUCCGAAAUUAGAAUAUCUCUGUUAGUGAUUUUGAUUUCGGGUUUUUCAUGUGACCAAGUAUCUCACUGCGACUUUUAUUUGUUUUAAUUGACUCGCAAUGCACAAAAUCAACGGAAGUUGAUAAAAAAUUUUGCUAUGUGUGUCUUUCAUUUCGCUGCUAUGGCUACUUUACUAUCGACGGCUAGUUUGAAAACAAAAUAAUUAAAAUGGUAAGAACAUGAUUUUUGUCCAUUUAGUUUCUUUUGAGUCACAUGAUUUUUCAUGCAUGGUUUCAAAGUCCAAUUUUUGUUGUUUUUUUUUUGGGUAAAAAUCACUCUGCGAGGUAUUUUGUCGAUGCUUGAAUACUCUUGGCUACCUGAUUUGAAAUUGGAUAAUUUGAAUCGGAGAUACAAACAUCAAGUACUAUCAAUGCUAGUUGGCUAGAGUGCAAGUAAGACAGAAUGUUCUAACCACGCUUAUUUUCUUCUGAAAUUUGUAAAUUGGGGAAGAAAGUUAAAUAUUUUAAAUUUCUUUUUCGAUUGUCUCAAAAUUUUUUAGCUAAAUUUCAAGUUGUAAGAGGUACAAGGAGAGAAAAAUGAUGCUAUUACCAGAAGCUAUUACAAGAAAAAGUGUUAAUAUCAUAACUUUUUCAAAAAUCGAGGAAUAUAUUGAUCAGAAAUUCACUCGGAAACUUCAGACUGAUAAUUAGGCUGGAACUCCGACAACAUUAUUGAUUUUUUAACGUUCCGGAUAACGGCUGAAAAUUCUUUAUUGUGAUACCACACUCGAACCCCUCCAGAGUUUAUUUGAGGUAGCCAAAAUCGGCUGGUAAAAAGUGAUGUGAUCGGAAGAAAACGCGUUCAUUCACACAGUAAUAAAGGUUUCCAGCCAUUAUAAUCGGAAGUUUUCGAGUACGUUUUGGCUUAAUGUUUUUCCGGGAAUCUUUUUUUUUUAAAUUUGGGCUGAAACAAAAAAGGGUUUGCUCCAUUGAAAAAAAAAAUCAAUUUGAAAAUAAAUCAUCAAUGCACCUUUCGCUGCUUAGUUUAAUGUAAUUCUUUGAUAAAGUGGUCAGUGAUUCGCAAUUGUGCAUCUUUUCUCUUCACACAGUUUUUGAUGUAGACUAUUAUUGUCUGCGAAGAUCCAUUUUUAACUCAAAUUUCAGAACUCAUUCUUAAGUCUCUUAAAUAAAGAGAAUUACAGGAUUCAGAAAAUGGACCAUUGCAUGAUUAUCUCUAUUACUAUGCUGAAAUUCGUUUUUCAAUUCCUGACUGAUUUACGCCUCUCUAAAUUGUGACAAUCGUUAUAUUGAUAUGGUUAAAAUUUCGAUGCCCAUCUCUCAAGUGAACCCAAGUCAAAUUUAUUUCUAUUCUUAUUUUUUUUAUCAUUCUUCAAAUCUUUUGAAGCGCGACUCGUCUCCAUUGGGAAGCUAAAUUAAAUAGAGAUUUCUUCAAUCCUGUUGCAAUCUUCCUGAUUUUAUUACGAAAUACAAGCAUUGUUAAAUGAGAUUGCGUGUUCUGGGAAUACGUGAAAUCAAAGGGCGGAUAUCAAAAAGAGAAGAAAACAACAAUAAAGUCAGGAAUACGAAUGUGAUUUUUGUAUGAAAGUUAAAAUUGAUCAUAUCCCGGAAUCAAUCACGCAAGAUAGGUUGCAAAGAAAUUUACAUUUUCCAACCAUUGACAUGCAAAUUUGAAUUGCAUUACUCAACUUAUAGGGUGUAGUUAGACAUGAUUCCAGCGCAGAGGAGCAACCAAAAUUCGCCGAUCGGGGAAGCACGGUACAUCGAAAGGGGAGAAAAAGAUAAAGCGGAGGUUCACCGCGGGAAUAAAAGUUUGAUAAAUAAUCCAAACAGUGUUAAUCAAAAAUCGACCGGUGAUAGCAACGGGUCAUUAAAUUCUAACCACCAAGGGGGAGGAGGGGGAACCGGCGGAAACGCCACGCGAGAUCCAACGCGGGACAUUGAAUUAACCAGAGCUGGCUUGCAACAACCGUCGCCACGGGGGAGGAAAAAAGGUAGCGAAAGUGAACUUGCUAAUGGGGAAAACAAGGGCGUAAAUAUCAACAACAUCAACAACAACAACCAAAACAAGUCACCAUAUUUAGACAGCAAAAAACAACAGUUAGAAGGUGAUGGUACGAAUGAUAGCAAUAAUACCAGAAAAAGUCAGAAAGAUAUUGGCGCCAUCAUUGAAAACAAAUGCAGUAUUACUAACCCCGUUGACUGUUAUUCCAAUUCAGAUUCACCGGACCAAAUCACAAACAAGCCCGCGGACAUAAAUGUGAACAACCAACCCACAGGGGAUGAAAAGCCUCAUCAUGAUGGGUAUCGAAAUAGGGAUAAUAAUACCACCAGUGGUCCUGGCACAAAACACAUAACGACACAACUUCCGCCAACUACGGAACAAAAUUGUGCUCCAAGUAGUUAUGAUAGUUAUGAUGAAAAGAGUGCCAUAACAAACCAGUUAGACCAGCAAAAUCUAUCACCAGGCUCGCCUACUUCAUCGCCCAGUGGUAAUGAAAUUACAAAUGACAGUAAUGCUGAUUCCAUUGUUAAAUCACAAUCAAUUCUCGCUCAACCAAAUUACCCGGAUAAUCAAGUAACAGGCUGUGAAGCUUUGAAAAACAAUACCAAAUCUAGUCAGGAUAAAAGUAGCACGGAGGAUACCCAAGCUGCUGAAAUUCAGCCGGCUGAAAACAGCAAUAACGAAGCCAGUACCCCUGAAAUAAACUACCCUGUAGUCCAAAACAAUCUCUCAUUUGAUAGGGCCGAAACCCCAGAUUUUCGAAGUCAGUCUGUAACUCCGAGACCAGGAUCGAGGGCCGAGUCAAUACGACUCCUAAGUCGACUCAGCUCCGUGCGCCUUGGCGGCAACGAUCAUUUUGCCUCAACUCCUCCGGGUUACCGAAGGUUAUUACCUCACCUUUUUGCAGAUAUCACAGUAGAAUCACUAUUUAACAAAGCCGAAAUGCGACGAAUUAAUUUCGUAGACGAAAGUGAUAACUUUGAGAAGUUGGCCGAUUUUCUUGUCGCCCCUGAGGGAACCUCGUCAGCAACGAUAUGUGACAAGUUUUUCAAAGAAUGGAAACUGGAGACGCCCAAGUUGAUAAUAUCGGUGAGUGGGUGGAGCAACAACAUGCCAAUCGUUCCGCCCAGACAACUACUGAGGCUGAAGCAGGGACUGCUGAGGACUGUCCAAUCAACGAACACUUGGAUUUUGUCCACGGGAAUCACACAUGGAGUCGACGGUCUCAUUGCUGAAGUUCUUCAAGACGCUCAAUAUUUGGAAUGGAUCGGACAACAGGAGCCAAAAUUGCAUCUUAUUGGAAUGGUCAACUGGAACCUCAUCCGACAUGGGGAUGAAGUCCAGUUCUGGACUGGUGCACCUCGGAAGGAAAACUCAGAGACUGAAGACGCAUUCCAUUACAACGUGAACAGCGGCCUUGACGAAUCUGCUACCCUAAACAAACUUUUUUCCCAUUUUGUUUUCUUCGACUCUCAUUCGCCGACGAAAGAUGCCGAGAUGCGGUCGGCUCUCGAGUGUUUCCUUUCGUCGAACCGAGAUCCAGUCGUGGAAACGGCGACACCGGAAUCGGGCGAAGAGCCGAACAUAACUGCCUCGACAACAGCAGCUAACACAAUUCCGACUGUGUUAAUAGUAAUGGGCGGAGAGCUCCCUAUUUUUGAGCAAGUUGCGAAAAGUUUGGUCAACCACAUUGCGGUUGUUAUAUGCGAGGGAGUAGGGGGAGCAAGUGAAAUAAUCGCCAAGGCUCUCAGACUUGUUCGAAAAUCCAGGAACCCUUUGACUAUUAACCAAGAAACAAACAUACAAAUACUGAUCAACAAUCUGGCUAAAAAAUUGGGGGUUGAACUCGAUGAAGUCCAUAAGACUGAACUACAGUUCAUUAAAAUUAUUCUAGAAUAUUCCCGAUAUGUCAUCAUUUACAGGAUCGACAGGCCAAAUAACCAUAUGGACGAGUGCAUUCUGAAGGCGCUGAUUAGAUCUGUGUCUGAUUUAGGAUGCGACGCGUUGCAACUGGCUAUGAAUUUGCACCAAUGUGACGACGUCGUGCAAAGCAUAGUCGAAGCGGAGUCGGAUAUUAAUGAGCGAAAAAAUAUUGGCGCGACUUGUUUUCGAGCCUUAAUUGAAGGACAGCUUCCUUUCGUGAAGCUCUUCCUGGAAGUCGGCUUUGAAAUGAAACGCUUUCUCACGCCAAACCGGCUCUCAUUGCUAUACCAAGAUACGAUCGAAAAAAGUACGCCGUUAUUGAAACUGUUAACCAGAACAGUUGGACCAAAAGACAGUUACUCGUUGAGUGACGUUUACUUCAUGGUGUACUACUACACCCUAGCGUUUCCAGAGAACCGAUUGGUUGACCUUCCGGAAUCUGGAGGCCAAAAGGGGUUCGAGGACCCGUUCCGGGAACUUUGCUUCUGGUCUCUAUUCUCCCUCAAACCUGAACUGGCACAUUUCUUCUGGAGCAAAGCCAAAGACCCGCUUAUAAUCGCACUCAUGUGUGCUAAGCUGUGGCAGGAAAUGUACAACUGUCUCACAAUUGGAGAGAUGGAGUUGAAAGAAGAGGUAGAACCCCUGGUGGAACAGUACCGCAAUCUGGCUCUGAGCUGUCUCGAGGAGUACCAGGGUACCAAUGGAGAUCUGAGUGCAUUUCUGCUGACAUACAAGAACCCGAAGUUUGGGUCAAUUGACUUGAUAGACGUGGCUGGGUUCACAGACAACAAAGACUUCAUAGCUACCACUGAAUCUCAGAUUUGCAUUGAGCACAAGUGGAAGAAAGGCAUGCGCUGCUCCUUUAAAGGGAUCAUCUUCUCGGUGUUUUUCCCCUGCUCUAUUCCCUCCAUCUACAGCGAGAAAGUGGUGACUGACUUUGACGUGGACUCCAACGAUAACGGACUCAGUCUGGAGGAGGAGAUACUCCUGCUGGAACAGCAGAACCAACAAAUGAACAACCUCAUGAAUCAGGCGCGACUCCAGAGCAUAGCCGAGUGUAACUCUGAACAACAUCACGAGUUGUACACGCCAACCACAAAAGUUGCGGGCGACGAAAUGGGUGCAAAGUCUAGCGGAGCUCAGAGGAAAGAUUCGAACUCGUUUAUUUCCUCGGAAGAAGACCACACAGCAAACAUUCCGCCACCCCCUCCCCCCUACGUUGCGGUCAUCGACCCGAGUCAAACGGGGGGCAACUCACACAAAGCGACGAUUCAAUCAAAAAUAGACGAUAUGCAGAUCGAGCAAUUAGACGACAACACUGGCGUAUUGCUGAAACAAACCACUUACUCUCAGUUUUACAAUGCACCCGCAACCAAAUUUUUCCUUCACAUUUCCAUGUAUUUUAUCUUCCUAGUGAUAUACACGUAUUUCUACUGCUACGAGAACUCGCCCGGCCUCAUGAACAAAUGGAAGAUCACGAUUUUCGUCUACAUGGUCUCUUAUGUAAUUGAGAUCGCGUGGCAUUUCUGCCAAGGCAGCAUUGGACUCAAGGUGAAGCUGGUGAUCUGGUGCAGUAGUGAGUGGAAUCUUCUCGAUGUGACCUACCUCAGUAUGGGUAUCGUGGCGUUCUUCUGCUCUGUGACUGAGGGAUGGCCCAUGACCAUAGCCAGAGCGCUUUAUGGUGUCACUUCGAUUCUUAUGUGGAUCAGACUGCUCCGGUUUUAUCUGGCUAGCGAGAAGCUCGGAAGCAUGUGGAUCAUGAUAAGAAGGAUGCUGUGGGAGACGAUGAUCUUCAUGACUCACAUGGGCAUUAUGAUCAUAGCUUCGGGCAUUUCACUGUACUGUAUCAAUAACAAAGACCCCGAGGACUUCUUCCACAUGGACACGAGUGACCCCAGUCUGAGCGAGGAGGAGGUCAACCGCAUAAACGUCUGCCAGUCAAAGUACAGACAACUGAUGUUGUACCGUGAGGCGGAGUGGCUGUUCCUGCAACCGUACUUCAUGUUCAACGGAGAACUAUUCCUCAUCCCCCUCAAGUGUGGAGAACAUGGCACCAUAGCGUGGAUCAUGGCCGCCCUGUUCCUGCUGCUAGGCAACGCCCUUAUGCUCAACCUGUUGGUGGCUAUCUAUGCGGCCAUCUUCAACGACGUGCAGAAGAACUCGGAGAGGGAGUGGAAGAUGGAGAUGUACUGGCUGCUGAAGGACUUCGAGGCCAAGACUAUUUUGCCACCUCCACUGUCUCUAGUCGAAACUGUGAUCCAGAUUGUUCGCAUACUGUACUCCAGGAGGUGCAAGAAGAAGAAAAGCCGAUCAGAGGAACAGCUCAAAAACCAAGAUAUGGUUCAAGAAAAUGGCUCAGAUAACAAUCUCGACGACAAUGUGUCGGAAGGCGACGACGGAACAGGAGUUCCUCUGAGGACUAUCGAGCGCCUGCAGAUAUUCGAGUCCUAUUGUGUCGGCAAAGCACUGCGCAAGAUCGGGUUGCAGCGGAGCUGCUACGAGAGCGUUGCCGACAUGAUCCAAGACACUGAAACUCAGCUGGGUAAGGUGCAGGACUGCCGGACUAUGGUGAACAAUGUCCGCCGCAUGAUCCAGACUCAAAAGUCAAGGCGGAAGGAGAGAAGACGACAACACAAUUUGAAUAAUGAGACCACGAAACCGAAUGAGUAGAUUAGAUAUACCAAUUUAUGCGAUUCGAUUGUGCAAUCAAUUAUGUAGAAGGGUCAGCUGAGAUUUGAUGUGCAAAUAUCAAUUUUUGUUUUAUGCGAAGUUUUUUGUAAAAUUAUUUGUAUAAUUAAUAUGGAAUUGUGUGAAUCGACUUUAUUUCCUCGAAAUUUUAUAGAACCAAUUGUUUGCUAAAUUUGUUCAAUUUUAUUUCUUCUAUGGUAAUUCAU